AUGAACGGCACUCCUCGACUUCGAUCUUCCUUUCCCCAGACGCCCCGCAAAUCUCCACAUUACAGAACUCUCAACGACGGCCAGGAUGGGACUCCACUCGAAGCCCGGUUGCGGACCCUUCGAAACGAGAAACCCGCACCGGUGAGGCUCGAACGAAGGGACUCAAACGCGCCACUUAUUCCCUUCAGUGUUGUGGAUGCGCCAUCUCAGAGAUUAUAUGUGGUGGCUUUCUACCUGGCCUUGAAUGCGUGGCGGAUGUAUGAAUUCUGGACGUCGACAGACGAUUUCGAUUCAACCUGGCUUUUCUUGAAGUGGGUCUCAAUUGACGGCAUAUUUUUGUUCGGGCUCCCUGCUCUGAGAGUACCAUGGCUAGAAUGGUCGUUUGCGACUACGUUGGCGGUAUUCAUGGUGCAUGCUGUUGCCAAUGCCUUCUUAAUGUUUCGUAUCCCUAUACCCAUAGAGUCAUGGAUGGCUGCUCUCGUUAAAGUGGCCUAUGACAGAGAGCUCUCCAUAUCAGAAAGGAGGGUUAAACCGGCUGACAUCCUCCGUAAUUCGUCUUUGAUUCUGGGCAAGCAAAUCAUCCAUAUCCUUCCAGAAGGUUCUGCAGUAUUGAACCCAGAGCAAGCCUCCUUUUGUAUAGACAGCCAGACAACCCAAGCCAUGCUUCCAAUUCGUGUGAACCAGACUACCCCGAUAAUCAUUGAUCUUUUACGGUUUGAUCUCGAGUCUGGAGAGAGCGAGACCAUCUCAGUUCCACCCAAACAACUGAAGCAUAUGGUGAAGCAAGCGAAUAAGGGCCACCCGAGUUCGGAUAAGUACAGCCCAAGAGAUUUACUAUUUCCGGUCAAAAAAACGGGAAUUUACCAGUUACAAAGAGUCGUGGACGAUUCGAAGCUUGAGGUUAGACGUCGUCCACUUGACACCCUUGUUGUGGCGUGCCCGAGAGCGGUAAUUCGAACCUCGGCGGAUAGCCGAUGUAAGGGUGAGCUGUCGGACUUGAUGCUUGUGGUCGAGGGGACGCCACCUUUAAAGAUCAAAUAUAGCCGCAAAGUUAAUAAUAUCGAUCACGGCGUCUCAUUCCAGAGCAUUCAGCCAGAAAACUUUAGAUCACCCCUCAUUAGUCAAACCCGUGUCGGCCCUCUGAUAGACCCGAAUGACCUAGAUGUUAGUUGGGCGCAACCUCAAAGAAUCGAAGUUCCGCUCAAUGAAUCGCUGAGCACUGGGGGCGAAUGGAUCUAUUCUAUCGAAGAGGUCCACGAUGCUUGUGGAAAUGUUGCAAACUAUUCUCUCGCUCUUCAAGAUGGCGAUCAACAACUUUCGAAAGUUUCAUCACAAACUCAACAAUUCUUAGUUCAUGAGCGGCCUCGCGUUUCGCUGUCUGGAUGCAACGCUCAAUCGUAUCUCCAAGUGGCGAAAGGUCAUUCCAUUGAUCUACCACUUCAUUUCCAUUCCGUUGGGCGCGAUCAGGCAGCUGAUGCCCCGUAUACAUUGACGUACUCUUACAAGAGUGAAGCUACCCAGGACGACAGUUCCAUUUCUCCGUCCGUGCAGCAAAUCAGCCUUCAAAGCGUUGACGACAAACCUCGAAUCCAGGAGCAGGGAUGGUAUAGUCUUACUACCAUCUCCAGCCAAUUUUGUUCAGGCGAGAUAUUCGAACCUGCGUCCUGCUUCCUUCACAAUCCUCCUGAGCCAAGUAUUAACUUACGAUACGAAAAGCUGUAUGACAAGUGUGCAAAUAUUUCGGUUGGCCUUCUGGUCGACCUCGACCUGAUUGGAACCCCGCCGUUCCAAAUUCGGUAUCAUAUCGAGCAGGCAACCGGAGUUCAGACGCGUCUCAUCUCCAUCGAUUCUCUAAGGAGGCAAAUCGAUUUUAGGCCAAAAGAAGCAGGGCAUUAUAAGUACGAAUUCAUUGACAUUUCGGAUCGCGUUUACCUUCCCCAGCCAUUGAAAGGGAAGGUUCCGGUGUUGGAGCAGGACGUGAAACCUCCCGCUUCGGCACAAUUCUUUGGCUCUGUAACUAGUCGCAAAGCCUGCUUUGGCGAACCUGUUUCGAUCGAUGUUUUGUUCGUUGGGGAAGCUCCAUGGGAACUGCAGUACGAGCUUGUCCAUAAUGGGAAGAGGAACAAACAUACGCUUCGGAGUGAGCAUGAGAUAGCGACCGUUGUUACUGAAGAUCUCGUUGAUGGUGGUGGAUAUACUUUAGGCUUGACAAGUGUGAAGGACAAAUCGAAUUGCAAGAAGUUGUUAAAGGAGGAGAUCAAUAUUGAUGUCCGGCCCAAGAGGCCUCAAGCUGCCUUCGGUCUGAUCGACAAGAAGCGCAGCAUUCUUGCUCUGGAGGACAAGAAAGUAGAGCUACCGCUACGGUUGGAAGGAGUUCCGCCGUGGACUGUCAGAUUUCGGAACCUUGACAACAUUUCGAUACCUCCCAUCGAGAGGACGCUCUGGAAUGAGAAUAGUCUUGUCCAACUCACCCAACGUGGCCGAUAUGAAAUUGUCGCAGUUAGUGAUUCUACAUGCCCCGGCUCUGUUGAUAAGGGAGCAAGCACAUUCGAAAUUUCUUGGAUUUCUCGACCGGCAAUUACAGCUAUCGAUGGUUCUCCCGUUGAGGAUAAGGAUGUUCUAGCAAAACGAGAGGUUUGCGAAGGCGAUGAGGAUCUCAUGGAAAUGAAGUUUGAUGGCACCCCCCCUUACACGAUUCGAUACGAACAACAGCGCCGGCCAAUCACUGGCGCGAUCUCCACAAGCAUCAAGACAAUGACGGCGGCACUGGGAUCUGCUUCUCUACAAAUGGACACAUCAAAGCCGGGUGAUUAUUCUUAUAAGAUUAUAGAACUUGGUGAUAAUCUCUAUAGCUUCGAUCGUAAGAAGCAUGCACCAGUCACCAUUACGCAGCGGGUUAAUCCUCGACCUUCCGCGCGCUUUGAACAGCCCAACCACAUAUACGGAUUUUGUAAAGAAGAAGGCAAUACGGAGGAAGUGAUCCCUAUAAUUCUGGAAGGAAUUUCCCCGUUCUCCCUGGAGAUUGGGAUCAAACAUUCUUCUGUAUCGAAACCGGAGGUGUUAUCCAUUCCACACAUAGACUCCAACCGACAUAACUUGCCAAUCCCCCGACGGUAUCUCAACCUAGGCCAACACGUCAUAAGUAUCCAGAAAGUCCGGGAUGCACGCGGCUGCCAACGCACAACAGAAUAUGAAGGCUCCUCUGUUCGAGUUGCAAUAUCAGAUGUCCCAACGAUUAUACCACUGGAAACACAGGUAGACUAUUGUGUUGGAGAGCGACUCUCGUUCUCAUUAUCUGGCCACGCUCCGUUCGAGGUGUACUAUACGUUUAACGGCGUGGAUCGGAAAGCAACAGUGCCGAACUCCAGUUUCCGCCGCAUUGCGGAAAAGCCAGGUGAAUUUGCCAUUACGGCCGUGAGCGAUGGGGCGAGUGGGAAGUGCAAGGCGUACAAGAAUAUUACCAAGAUUAUUCACGAGAUGCCUAGCGUUAGAGUCAGUCGUGGAUCUGUUUCCGUUGUCGAAAUACAUGAGGGUGGAGAGGCUGAGAUGAUUUUUGAGUUUUGGGGCACUCCCCCAUUCGAGUUCACUUCUAUCGACAGAAAGGGCAAGAAAUCACAAAUUUUGGAUACUAAACAUGACAUAUCCUAUGAACACACCAAGGUCAUCCGAACGUCUGAUGAAGGUAGCUAUGAAGUUGUUGCGAUCAAAGACAAGUUUUGCUCGUUCUCUACCCAGGAUGCAACCGGAGCUGGCGAGAGGAACAGAGGUUAG
Histoplasma mississippiense is the source of this 3771-nucleotide messenger RNA. RefSeq lists its product as hypothetical. NCBI's taxonomy places the organism in Eukaryota, Fungi, Ascomycota, Eurotiomycetes, Onygenales, Ajellomycetaceae. Gene Ontology annotation, biological process: nuclear pore organization; protein import into nucleus. The coding region runs from base 1 to 3771 and encodes 1256 amino acids. The record is from RefSeq and is a predicted model, not a curated record. Gene Ontology annotation, molecular function: structural constituent of nuclear pore. Gene Ontology annotation, cellular component: nuclear pore transmembrane ring. The transcript has 4 exons.